Molecule: messenger RNA, 2041 nt
Organism: Megachile rotundata (alfalfa leafcutting bee)
Lineage: Eukaryota; Metazoa; Arthropoda; Insecta; Hymenoptera; Megachilidae
Product: alcohol dehydrogenase [acceptor]
Molecular function (GO): flavin adenine dinucleotide binding; oxidoreductase activity, acting on CH-OH group of donors
Source: RefSeq, a predicted model, not a curated record
GUUAUUUUACUAGUAUGUAUAUCCACGAUCUUAUUGCUUUCUACAUACCGUGUCUGUUACAAUAACAGAUAUUCGUUGCAUUCUUCUGUCAGAUAUGCGACGAAAUUCUUACAAUGAUCAUACCCUAACCUCAACUUUCAAUUGCUAUCAAAAUGCUGAUAUUUACAAAGUUUAUCGCAUUUACAGUUACUAGUUUAAUGGUAUUUCUGUUUUCUAAUUACCUUAGUUUCACAUAUUUCUUCGACAGUUAUACGCAUUGGUUUUAUAACAAAAUAAAUGAUUUUGAAAUAUAUGAUUAUAUCAUUGUUGGAGCUGGCAGUGCAGGUGCAACUUUGUCUGCAAGACUAGCAGAGAAUGGGUACAAAGUCUUAUUGCUUGAAGCUGGAGGAGCUGCACCACCAUUCAUAGAUAUUCCUUUAUUAGCUCCUCUAAUUCAGAAUACUCCAUAUGACUGGAAUUACAUGACCGUACCUCAAGAUAAUGCUUGCAAAAGCUUAAUGCAUAAUAGAAGUAAAUGGCCAAUGGGUAAACUUCUUGGUGGGACUAGUCAAUUAAAUUAUAUGCUUUAUGUACGAGGUCAUCCUUUAGAUUAUAAUGAGUGGUUUCCAGAUUUUAUUGGUAAUAUUCAGAAUUUGUUGUUGUCUUUUGCUCUCAUUGAUAAGCUGGAAAUAUUUGCAGAACCAACUACAGAAAAUGGUGGGCCAAUGCAUAUAAGUGACUUACAAUGGCAUACUGAUGUUGCUAAUGCGAUUUUAGAAGGAUUAAAAGAAUUGCAUCAAGAUAUUGGCAAUAUUAAUCAUGAUUUAAAAAAUGGUUUCAUGAAAGCACAAAUAUUCUCAAAAAAUGGGAAAAGAUGGAGUACAGAUAAAUUGUUAUAUAAAGAUUUUAAAGAUAAAUUGUUUAUUAGAACUCAUGCUUAUGUUGAAAAGGUGUUAAUGGAAUCAAAUAGAGCAGUUGGAGUACAAUAUACUACAUUAAAUAAGACAUUUAAAGCAAUUGCAAACCAUGGUGUUAUUCUUAGUGCUGGUGCAAUUGGUACUCCCAAAAUAUUAAUGUUAUCUGGUAUUGGACCAAAAGAUCAUUUAAAAGAUUUGAAAAUAAAUGUAAUUAAGGAUUUACCAGUUGGUCAGAAUUUAGUAGAUCAUAUACUUACUGGCAUUGAUUUAGUUAUGCUUAAUGAAAGCAUAAGUUUUAGUAUGUUUAAUGCUUUCAAUCCUGUAUCAGCAAUAAAUUAUUUUUUAUUUGGAAAAGGUCCUUGGACAUUUACAGGAGUUGAAGUUUUAGGAACAUUUCAUAGUUCUCUUAAAAAAAGUAAAUCAAGUGUACCAGAUUUACAGAUAAUGGUGAUGCCAAUUGGAUUAUCAAAGGAUAAUGGUAUUGUUUUAAGGAAAUCCAUGGGAAUUUCUGAUAAGACUUAUGAUGAAUAUUUUGCACCUAUUUCAUACAAGAAUAUGAUAACAAUUGCUCCCGUUUUAUUACACCCAAAAAGUAAAGGAGAAAUUAAAUUAAGUAGCAGCAAUCCUUUGGAUCCGCCUUUAAUUGAUCCAAAAUAUUUGUCAAACAAAGACGACAUUAAAGUUCUUACAGCUGGGCUGCAAUUUGUGAAAAAACUUGUUGGAACAAAUGCUAUGAAAAAUAUUGGUGCAUCUAUUUAUGAUAAACAUUUUCCUGGUUGUGAAAAUCAGACAUUUGAUAGUACAAAAUAUUGGGAAUGUUACAUACAACAUUUAACUUUAACUUCGUAUCAUCCUGCUGGAACAUGUCGUAUGGGUGAUGUUGUUGAUCAAACAUAUAGAGUUUAUGGUACAAAAAAUUUGUAUGUAGUCGAUGCAUCUAUACUUCCAGUUUUACCAAGUGGUAAUAUUAAUGCUGCAAUUAUAAUGCUUGCCGAAAAAGCCGCGCGUAUAAUUACAGAAAACACAAAAAUUGAUAUAGACAAGAAAUGUUAUAAGCCACAUAACUAUUACUACAUAAUUAAUAAUUAACAAAUUUGCCUUAUUAGACAUUCAUUUUUAAGUAAAUUAAAUUUAAUUUACUAUCA